Physcomitrium patens is the source of this 1973-nucleotide messenger RNA. RefSeq names its product exosome complex component RRP45A. The record is from RefSeq and is a predicted model, not a curated record. Lineage: Eukaryota; Viridiplantae; Streptophyta; Bryopsida; Funariales; Funariaceae. Gene Ontology annotation, molecular function: mRNA 3'-UTR AU-rich region binding. Gene Ontology annotation, cellular component: nuclear exosome (RNase complex); cytoplasmic exosome (RNase complex). Gene Ontology annotation, biological process: nuclear-transcribed mRNA catabolic process, deadenylation-dependent decay; exonucleolytic trimming to generate mature 3'-end of 5.8S rRNA from tricistronic rRNA transcript (SSU-rRNA, 5.8S rRNA, LSU-rRNA); nuclear mRNA surveillance.
CGAAGAUAGGUUUUGGGACUUUUCAUGCCCGCGAGAGACGAAGCUUCACUGACUAGUCUGCAGUUUCCAGCCUGCAGUUUCAUAUUCAAAAUUUGAAGGAUUAUGCGUGUUUGAGGGGGAGGAACGCAGGAAUCAUGUCGCACGCAGGGUUGCGGAUGAGCACUAAUGAGAAGGAGUUCAUAGUAGCUGCGAUUCGUGAGGAGCAACGGAUUGACGGGCGUACUCCAUUUGAUUAUCGUCGUCUUCAAAUUAAAUUCCUCAAGGAAGAUGGUUCUGUGGAGGUACAACUAGGACAGACAAGGGUUUUAGCAGUUGUGAAGGGAGAAAUUACGCAACCAUACCCAGAUCGGGGAAAUGAAGGAUCUCUUGCAAUUUUCACAGAAUUUUCGCCAAUGGGGGAUCCUGCUUUUGAGCCAGGCCGGCCGAGUGAGAUGGCGGUAGAGCUAGGUCGUAUCAUAGACCGUGGAUUAAGGGAGAGCAGGGCCGUGGAUACGGAGUCGCUAUGUAUUUUGUCUGGUCGGUCUGUGUGGUCCAUCCGGGUGGAUAUCCACAUUCUGGAUAAUUACGGGAACCUGGUGGAUGCUGCAAAUUUGGCAGCUCUAGCAGCGCUUCUAUCUUACAGACGGCCAGAAUGCACUGUUGGAGGCGAUGAUGGCCAACAAAUUAUUGUUCAUCCUCCUGAGGUUCGGGAGCCUGUUGGUUUGAUUAUUCACCAUCUUCCGAUUGCUGUGACUUUUGCAUUUUUUGGUGACGGGAACUUUCAAGUGCUGGAUCCAAACCUGAAAGAAGAGGAGGUCAUGGGUGGCAGAAUCACGAUCACAAUUAAUUCGCAGGGGGAAAUUUGUGCCGUCCAGAAAGGAGGAGGUGUAGGUGUAUCUGCUAGUGAAGUUAUGAGAUGUCUUCGCAUUGCAGCUGCCAAAGCACAGUCAAUGACCGAAACCCUCAAGAAAGCUGUUGAAAUUCAUGAGAUAGAACGAGCUCAGCGGAAAAUACGGCGUCACCCUAACUUGCAAAAUCAAAUAGAUACAGCUUCCUCGGUUCCAAAUCCCAUUAAGAAGAUAGAAGUUGAGAUGGAAGAAACAUCAGAGGACAUAGAACCUAAACAGGCGCUAGAUACGGAGAGGGGCAUCAAGGAUCUAAGCAUGUCUGACUCAAGUCGUAUGAAAUCAACCGAGACAGAAGUGGCCGAAACGCUUACUGAAAAGCCAUCUCGAGCAGGAGGAAGGGAUUUAUUUGCUGGAGGUGAAUCUGCGUGGGGUGAUGAUGUAAAGCUUACUCCACUGAAAGGAAGCCCGGGCACCAGGAGCACCUUGUUUCCUCUUGACUCGGAUGCGCUCGUGGAGUUUGAUGUAGCUGCAAGAGCUGUUCUUAGAGGAGGCGUCUCAUCACAACGGAUGUCUUCAAAAUUGGUGUCAGAACCCCUUCAACGUCAGAUUUCUGAUCAAAUUGCUGCAGCUGCAGUGUAUGCCAACCAGACCUCGCCUCUUAUCUCAGAAGACGCUCGUCCACUUGGGCCCAUCUUCCCCAGGGUGGGAGAUAUGGAUUCAACUGAAGAGAGUGAUGCCGCAUUGGAAACAAAAUCGGUAAGUCAACCUGAAGGCACACCCGUGAACUUCUAUUUUUCUGGUAAAAAGAAGCCAAAGAAGAGGGGUGGCAGUGGUAGACAAGACUGAUUAGUUUUACGUCUUUGGAUAAAUCAUAUCCUAAUUCUCCAUGGUACUUGACAUUCAUACUUUUUGUGCUUAUCUGCCAUUGUGGGUUAUUUGCAAAUGUCCAAUUUAGUGUAAAUUGUUCCACUACGCAAUAGCCGGAUUUGUCCAAACAACUUCGAACUGAGGAUUCAAAGCAUUGAUCUACAUUGAAGAGAGAAUAUGCGUUCUAUCCUUGAAUUUUACAGUGCAUUACCUCUCUGGUGGGUAGCUAGAAUGACAAGAAAUACAAUCCCAGGUGAGGUUUCCAUGGAGUAUUUUGUA